AUGGACAUGACCGAGCCGCGGCGCGGGGGUUCAGAGGACUCCGUCCGCUCCGAUCAUGAUAUUGCAUUCCAUGAGCCAAAGCAGGAACUCCCUGAUGAUUUACCAAAGUCUCUGGAUGAUCGUCGCUCUGUGCCUGUUUUUCAGGCUGAGACGGAGAUGUAUGAUGCCUGGCAAGGCCAAUCCCAAUUCCUGACAACACCAGUCGCAGCCAAACCCCUCCCCUUCAGCCUAACACUAGACGACCACACCCACGACCCAGAGCACGAACUACGCGCCUACGGCCACCGCGACCGCGACCUGGAAGAUAGUGACGCCCGUCUGAUGGAAAUGCUAGCCGCCCAAGCCGCACAUCGCGAAGUGGACUCGCUCAGCGCGGACGAGGAGACCAUUGCUGUUGAUGAGAAGCUCACUGAUGAUGAGAAGCGCGAUAUACUGCAGAAGAGCUUGAAUAUGGCGGCUAGUAAUGGCGACGUGGAGCGCGUUAGGAAACUUGUCCGGGGGCUGCCAGGCCGUUUUCUUUCGGUUUCCUUUGGUCUGCGCGUCUCGUGGGAUGGGGGCCAUCAAGAGGUUGUGGGUGCGCUUAUUGAUGCUGGGGCUUUGGUUGACAAACAAGAUCGCAAUCAGUGGAGUGCGCUGAUGUGGGCUAUGACGAACCGGCAUAAGAGUAUUGCGAAGAUUUUGCUUGAUCAUGGGGCUUCGCCGGAUAUUAAGUCUUCGUCUGGGGGUACUGCGCUUGAUUUUGCCCAGCCUGGGAGUGAGAUCUCUGAAUAUCUGCAUGAAAAUGGGUAUAAUUUUGGUUCCGCGGGUAUUGAGGAUGAUUUCUAUGAUGCUGGGCUGGCGCAUGGCCGGUUUGAAGAAGAACUAGCUGAAACGGAGAUGAAGCGGAGAAUGAUGAUGGAAGAGAGCGCUAUCAAUUUGGAAGUUGAUUUGUCCAGUUUGGGGCUUGAUGAGAAAUUCGAGCCAUCUGAUGAUGAUGAGCUAGAAGAAGAACAACAGGAAUUCAUCUGGGAUCGAUGUCUGAACGACCAGAUGUUCGUCUUCCAGGAUCAUGAACUGGAACGCAUUUUGGAUAUCAUCAUCACCAACAUGACUCCCCAGCGGUCUCCGUCUCAAAAGCCAGUGCCUGCAAAUCUUCUCUUCCUCAGUGCGCGUUAUGCGCAUUAUCAUGCCAGCCCUGAGCUGCUUGCAACGCUAUUGACGUCUGCCAUGGACAAAAUCAACGACGUUGUUGAACGCUACCAGUGGGACAUGACAAUGCAAGCAUUCUGGUUGUCAAAUGCCACGCUACUUCUCCACUAUCUCAAGAAGGAUGGCGGCCUGGUAGAAUCUACAGUCGAGUUCCAGCUCCAUUUGGCAGAGCUGAUCAACGAGAUCUUCGUUCUCAUCAUUCGUGACGCCGAGCGUCGAAUGAACAAAGUCCUGGAUGCGGCUAUGCUGGAUCAUGAGACCAUCCCUGGACUGGAAGACGUUGCCUUCCAAAAUGAAUGGAAGCUCUUCCGCAAAAACAAAAAUAAGACGCCUGAACCUGCCGAGAAGCGAUUCCGGCCUCCAUCUCCGCGCCGACGAGCGCAGGUUUCGCCCCGAAACAUCACCUCUUUACUCUCAUCGACCCUUUUUGUACUUGAUCUAUAUGACGUUCACUCUGUGAUUGCAACACAGAUCCUCUCUCAGCUUCUUUACUGGCUCAGUGCUGAGAUCUUUAAUCGGAUCAUGAGCACGAAACGGUAUCUGGCACGCACAAAGGCGAUGCAGAUCCGCAUGAACGUGUCAACAUUAGAAGACUGGGCUCGCUCCAAUAACCGACAACCAGAGCAUUACGAAAAUGGAUCUACAUCUUGCACUGGAGAAACCACAAUUGAAGCCGCCCGUCGACAUCUGGCGCCGGUCAUCCAACUCCUCCAGUGGCUGCAAUGCUUCUCCUCGCUCGGCGACGACCACGAAUCCCUCGUGACAACCCUUCUCCAACUCCAACAACUUAGUCCCGCCCAGCUCCUUCACGCCGUCAAAUCCUACCGCCCAGAAGUGGGCGAGAAGGGUCUCACCAAGCAAGCAAUGAAGUUCCUCCUUGAGAUGCAGCGCGACCCAGAGAUCCUCUUCCGCGAGCAACAAAAAAUCCAAGACGAGAAGAAAAGGGCCGCAGCUGGACCAGCAUCGGACGCAGCUGACGAUCGUCCAAAAACACCAUCAAAGGACCAACCCUCGGACGCACCCACAUCGCCAGACCCAGGUCUCUCCCCAGGCUCAGCAGGCGCCUCCUCCAGACCAGCUAGCAUGGUGGCCAUCAGGAACGACGAACGCCCGGGCGGCGGCAACGCCGUCAUCCUCGAUCCAACCCUUUUCCUCCCCUUCUCCCUACCAACCAGCACAGACAUGCUAAUCAGCUACGGCGCCGGCUUCGGCGGCACUAAUCGCGAACGAGCACGCAAGUACAUCCCCACCGUUCCACCAGAAGUUCUUAGCCGAUUCGAUCGCGGCGAUGCAUAA
Messenger RNA from Penicillium antarcticum, 2484 nucleotides. RefSeq lists its product as uncharacterized. The transcript is spliced from 5 exons. The record is from RefSeq and is a predicted model, not a curated record. Lineage: Eukaryota; Fungi; Ascomycota; Eurotiomycetes; Eurotiales; Aspergillaceae. The coding region runs from base 1 to 2484 and encodes 827 amino acids. Gene Ontology annotation, molecular function: GTPase binding.